Messenger RNA from Indicator indicator, 2286 nucleotides. RefSeq names its product gamma-glutamyl carboxylase (gene GGCX). The transcript has 15 exons. The record is from RefSeq and is a predicted model, not a curated record. Gene Ontology annotation, biological process: peptidyl-glutamic acid carboxylation. Gene Ontology annotation, molecular function: vitamin binding; gamma-glutamyl carboxylase activity. The coding region runs from base 1 to 2286 and encodes 761 amino acids. Lineage: Eukaryota; Metazoa; Chordata; Aves; Piciformes; Indicatoridae.
AUGGCGGCGGCGGCGGCGGAGGGCCCGGCGCGGCGGAGGCGACCGGAGCGGGGGGAGGCGGUGGGGGGUCAGACCCCCCCCGAUCUCCCUCCCGGCGCCAAGGACCCCGGUACCGAUACCGGCACCAGCCUGGCCCGGCGGCUGCUGGGCUUCGAGCUGCGGGACCUGACGAGCUGGCACCGCUUCGUCCGCCUGCUGCACCGGCCCGUGGACCCCGCCGCGCUCGGCGCCUUCCGGGCGGCUUUCGGGCUGCUGAUGGCACUGGACGUGCCCCAGGAGCGGGGCCUGGGGCACCUGGACCAGCGGUACAUGGACGGGCUGGAGGUGUGCCGCUUCCCCCUGCUGCCCUUCCUGCAGCCCCUGCCCCUCGACUGGAUGUACCUCCUCUAUGCCAUCAUGUUCCUGGGGGCCCUGGGCAUCAUGGUUGGGCUCUGCUACCGCCUGAGCUGUGUGGCAUUCCUGGUGCCCUACUGGUACCUGCUGCUGCUGGACAAGACCUCCUGGAACAACCACUCCUACCUCUAUGGGCUGCUGGCAUUCCAGCUGGCACUGAUGGGCGCCGACCGCUACGGCUCCCUGGACGGCCUCCUGCGGCCCCACAAGCGCAAUGCCCACGUCCCGCUCUGGAACUAUGCCCUGCUGCGUGCCCAGGUCUUCAUCGUUUACUUCAUCGCGGGGCUGAAGAAGCUGGACCCUGACUGGGUGGGAGGGCACUCGAUGGGCAGCCUGGCACGGCACUGGCUCUUUGCUCCCUUCCGGGUGGUGCUGUCAGAGGAGCUGACCAGCAGGCUGGUGGUGCACGGGGGGGGGCUGCUGCUCGACCUCUCCGCUGGCUUCCUGCUGUUCUUCGAUGCCAGCCGGCCCCUGGCACUGCUCCUGGUCACCUACUUCCACUGCAUGAACUCGCAGCUCUUCAGCAUUGGGAUGUUCUCCUACACCAUGCUGGCCACCAGUGCCCUCUUCUGCCAGCCAGCCUGGCCCCGGCGCCUCUGUGCCCGCUGCCCGCCCUGCCUGCGGCGCCUGCUGCCCGGUGCCCACCCGCCCCGGCCCAGCCCCGACUGCCACUACGGGGGGCAGGGGGGGGCAGGGGGCAGCCUUCGGCCUCGCCAGCACCUGGCUGCUGCCUUCACCAUCCUCUACGUCCUGGAGCAGCUCUUCCUGCCCUACUCACACUUCAUCACCCAGGGCUACAACAACUGGACCAAUGGCCUCUAUGGCUACUCCUGGGACAUGAUGGUCCACUCCAGGUUCCACCAGCACGUCAAGAUCACCUACAAGGAUGGGCUGACAGGGGAGGUUGGCUACCUGAAACCAGGGGUGUUCACGCAGAGCCGGCGCUGGAAGGACCAUGCCGAUAUGCUGAAGCAGUACUGCAGCUGCCUCAGCCUGCUCCUGCCCCGCUACAACAUCAGCCACCCACAGCUCUACUUCGACAUCUGGGUCUCCAUCAACGACCGCUUCCAGCAGAGGCUGGUGGACCCUCGGGUGGACCUGGUGCGGGCACCCUGGUCCCCCUGGCGCCCCACCCCUUGGGUGCUGCCCUUGCUGCUGGAGCUCUCGCCCUGGCGCCAGCGGCUGCAGGAGAUGGAGAAGCAGCUGGACGGACACACGGACGCUGUCUUCAUCGCUGACUUCCCCGGCCUUCACCUGGAGAACUUUGUGAGCGAGGACCUGGGCAACACCAGCCUGAAGGUGCUGCGUGGGGAGGUGCUGGUGGAGCUGGUGGAGCAGGGCAGGAACCACUCCCUGCGGGAGGGCCAAGGGAUGCAGCUGCCCGCAGGGCAGUACCACAAGGUGCACACCGUGUCGGAGCAGCCCUCCUGCUACAUGUACCUCUACGUCAACACCACCGCCCUGGCCCUGGAGCGCAACCUGACCCUGCUGCAGGAGCUGCGGGAGAGGGUCCUGAACGGCAGCGAGAAGGAGCCUCUGCCCCCUGAGCUGAGGCCCAUCCUGGGGGAGCCGGUGCCAGCCGGGGUCACCGCAGACCCCCUGGCCUUGGCCUUCCUGCGGCGCCAGCGGCGGCUGGAGGAGCAGAGCCGGCGGCGGGAGGCAGGCCUGGGCCAGCGCCUGCAGCGCUUCCUCACCAAGAAAUUCUACCUCUUCCGACGCAGUGCCCUCAUGACCCUCAUCUCCCUGCGGAACCUGGCGCUGGGCCGCCCGCCGCUGGCACAGCUGGCACAGGAGGUGGCUUACGCCAGCCAGCGCGGCCAGGAGGAGGAAGCAGCAGCAGCAGCUCAGCUGGGGAGCAGUGGGGAAGCCCAAGGGGGAGCCCCUGAACUCUAA